AUGGGCGACAAAAGAUACUACACUUUGGCCGAAGGCUGCCCUUAUGCCAGCAACAACACGGCGGUUUUGAUGAAAGGGAAGCAGGGUGGUGGGCUCGCUCUGCUCCAAGACACACAGCUCAUCGAGACAUUGGCCCAUUUCUCUCGCGAAAGAAUUCCUGAGCGGGUCGUCCACGCCAAAGCUAUCGGAUCCUAUGGAGAAUUCGAAGUCACUCAAGAUUGCACCGAUUUCACCAGUGCCAGCUUUCUCAACAAAGUUGGGAAGAAGACCCCCGUUCUCCAGCGCGUUUCAACCGUCGGACCCGAGUCGGGAUCCGCGGAUACCUCUCGCGAUGUGCAUGGGGGGGCCAUGAAGUUCUACACGGACGAGGGAAACCUCGACUGGGUGUUUAACAACACGCCCGUCUUUUUCAUUCGAGAUCCGAUCAAAUUCCCGUCAAUGAACAGAUCCCACAAGCGGCACCCUCGAAGUCAUCUUCCCGACCCGAAUAUGGCAAGUCGUCAAUUUCCCACACGGAAUGAUUAUUUCCACGUUGGCAAUCCCGAAGGCAUCCACCAGCUCCUGGUUCUCUUUAGCGACCGUGGCACCCCAAGAUCGGUUCGCUACAUGAACUCGUACAGUGGCCACACGUACCGAUUCACCAAGCCGGAUGGAACGUUCAAAUAUGCCAAAAUCCACGUCAAAUCAGAGCAAGGAAUCGAGAAUUUCGAUCGUGAGGAGGCCACGCGGCUCGCCGGCGAGAACCCAGACUAUAUGAUCCAGGACAUGUUUGAGGCUAUUGAACGAGGCGACUAUCCAGCGUGGAAAGUGUACGUGCAGCUGAUGAGUCCCGAGGAAGCAGAGAAAUACCGGUGGAACAUCUUCGAUAUGACCAAGGUCUGGCCGCAUCGGGAUUUUCCUUUACGGGAAAUUGGGCGUCUCACGAUGAACCGAAACCCAAAUAACUACUUUACGGAUAUCGAGCAAGCUGCAUUUUCCCCUUCGACCAUGGUCCCCGGCUUUGCUGUGUCGGCUGACCCAGUCCUUCAAGCGCGACUAUUCGCCUACCCCGAUGCUGCCCGCUACCGACUCGGCGUGAACUACCAGCAAAUUCCUACCAACGCCGCCAAGGUGCAGGUGUACUGCCCUUUCGAGCGGGAUGGUGCGAUGAGAAUGGACGGCAAUUACGGCGGCGAUCCUAACUACGUUGGAUCCUCGAUUCAGCCCACCACCUUCUACCAAGACGUGAAGAAGACAACCCCCCAGGCACUGAACCUCAGUGGUGAACAUGAAAAGUGGGUGGGAGAGGUCUCGGCAUUCACCAGUCACAUCGUCGACGAUGACUUUGUUCAGCCGGCAGAGUUAUGGGAGGUCAUCGGAAGGGACCCUGGUCACCAAGAAAGGGUGAUCGAAAACCUCGUAGGCAGUCUGAUCAGGGUGAGAUAUCCCGAACUACGCAAGGCUGUCUACAGCCUUUUCAGUCGCGUCAACCAGGAUCUGGGGUCGAAAGUGCAAAAGCGCACCGAGGAAGAGAUCAAGGCCAUGUAG
This is a messenger RNA of Penicillium brevicompactum, 1527 nucleotides long. RefSeq names its product catalase. Lineage: Eukaryota; Fungi; Ascomycota; Eurotiomycetes; Eurotiales; Aspergillaceae. Bases 1 to 1527 code for a protein of 508 amino acids. The transcript has 10 exons. Gene Ontology annotation, molecular function: catalase activity; heme binding. Gene Ontology annotation, biological process: response to hydrogen peroxide; hydrogen peroxide catabolic process. The record is from RefSeq and is a predicted model, not a curated record. Gene Ontology annotation, cellular component: cytoplasm; mitochondrion; peroxisome.